This is a messenger RNA of Aspergillus viridinutans, 1116 nucleotides long. RefSeq lists its product as uncharacterized. The transcript is spliced from 2 exons. Lineage: Eukaryota; Fungi; Ascomycota; Eurotiomycetes; Eurotiales; Aspergillaceae. The record is from RefSeq and is a predicted model, not a curated record. Bases 1 to 1116 code for a protein of 371 amino acids.
AUGGGUUCGGGCUAUCAACAGGGCAAUGUGUACUUUACGGCUGUCGAGAACAUGUCAUUUUUUACCCGAUGUAUUCAUUCGCUCCGCUGUCGCCUGCUGGCAUUCUUUGGGUAUCAAACUCCGACGCGUUAUGUGCCUCACCCUAACCGUAUCCCUCAUGAUCUGGGAACAGGCUAUCUUCUGAUAGACUUCAUCGAGGAUGGCCAGAUGCUUUCAAACACGUGGAGCGAGAAACACGGCGAGGAAAGAUUGCGAAAGAAUCUCUUUCGAGAUCUGAGCAAGAUCCUUCUAUCUCUUGCUCGUGUUCCGCUGCCGAGGAUCGGAUCUUUUGUCAUUGAUGCCGGCGGUUACUUGAGUUUGUCAAAUCGGCCUCUAUCUUCCGAGAUCCACGAGCUUGAAAAUGAGCAUAUCCCACUAGAUAUGCCUCGGAGCUUCACGUAUUCGACGGUUGACUCUUACGUGGUCGAUCUUCUUGCCUGCCACGACAGCCGCAUGCAACAUCAGCCUAAUGCAGCCAUGGAUCUGAAGGACUGUAUUUACCAGGUCACGGCCUUGACAAUGAUGAAAACCAUAUUCGCCCAUUUCUUUCAACGUGAACUCCGUCGUGGUCCUUUCAUCCUUCAGCUGACUGACCUCCAUCCAAGUAAUAUUUUUGUUGACGACAACUGGAAUAUCAAAUGUGUGAUUGACCUAGAAUGGGCGUGCUCGCGUCCGAUUGAAAUGCUGCAUCCUCCGACCUGGCUGACAAAUCAGCCUGUCGACAAAAUAGACCUGGAGCUGUACAACAAGGUCCGCGAAGAAUUUAUGGGCAUUCUACGAGAUCAAGAGGAAGUACUCCAUGCCAAAGCCGGCCACAUAUCACUCUCAUCAGUCAUGGAAAACGGAUGGAAGACGAGAACUUUCUGGUACAGCAUCUGUCUACGAAGCCCUCUAGGUAUCCACCAGUUAUUCUACGACCGAAUUCAGACAAGGUUCGCGGAGGGACAUAUCGACGACGGCGACUUCUUCCGAAUCACCAUGAACUAUUGGAGGGAAGGAGCGAUUCCUUUUAUGCAUGAAAAGGUUAAAGAUAAGGAAAAAUAUGAUUUGCAACUGCAGGAAGCAUUCCAGGCCUGA